ACGGGACCAACCAUCCAAGGAAUUGGGAGCCGAUCGUCCACAAGUUCCCGCUAACAAUUUGAGCCUGAAGAACUCCGAUUCACUAGUCGCAGAUGACAAUUCACAAAUCCCACCCAUUCUUUCUCUUCUCCAUUUGAUUCUCUCUUCUAUAUCCGUCAAUUGAUCGGUACACCUAAGCUCAGACUCGAAGGAGUGAAGUCAAAAUCGGGAAAUAUGAGCAAUCUUCGAACUAUCUGCAGACCUCACACCAUCUUCUCUUCGAUCGCAUCUUGUUGCCGGGAUCGAGUUCAUUCGAGGUCACUAUCUCUUGUUAGGGCUUCGAGUCGAAAUCCUUAUUCAAAUCUCCGCCUUUUGUCUCCAUCCGUCUUUUCUCCGCGGCUUGAUUCACCGGAAUUUAUCUGGACUGAAUCAUGGGCAACUAGGUUUAGUCAGAGGAGGACGAUGGUUCGGGCAUCCAACUGGGCUGAUACCAAAUCUCCCUACGAAACUCUGGAAUUGGAAGGAGAUGCUGAUGAAGAGAAGAUAAAGUUGGCUUAUAGACGGUUAGCCAAGUUUUAUCAUCCCGAUGUCUAUGAUGGUAGAGGUACUCUUGAAGAAGGAGAAACUGCUGAAGCUAGAUUCAUCAAGAUCCAAGCCGCUUAUGAAUUACUUAUGGAUGUAGAAGAAAGAAAGCAAUAUGAUAUUAAUAAUCGAGUAAACCCAAUGAAGGCAUCUCAAGCAUGGAUGGAGUGGCUUAUGAAGAAAAGGAAGGCGUUUGAUCAGCGCGGUGAUUUGGCUAUUGCAGCAUGGGCUGAGCAGCAGCAGCGCGAUAUGAAUCUCCGUGCACGCCGCCUUUCUCGCUCCAAGGUUGAUCCAGAGGAAGAGAGGAGAAUAUUGGCAAAAGAAAAGAAGGCAUCUGUGGAGUAUUUACACAGUACUCUGAGGAGACACACACUUGUCCUAAAGAAGAGGGACAUAAUGCGAAAGAAAGCCGAAGGGGAUAAGAAAAAAGUUAUUAGUCAACUUCUAGCCUUAGAAGGACUUGAAUUAGCAACAGAUGAUGAAGAUGACGACGAUGAGACAAGACCGAAAUAAUGUUUGUUACACAUAAUAGUUACGCAAAAGAAAGAAAAAAGAAAAUGGUUGUACAUAUUAUUGUUGGUGUGCCCUGUUUUUAUUGUUAUUAGCAUUCAACUCGCUAA
Molecule: messenger RNA, 1181 nt
Organism: Impatiens glandulifera
Lineage: Eukaryota; Viridiplantae; Streptophyta; Magnoliopsida; Ericales; Balsaminaceae
Exons: 5
Coding region: 214-1074 (286 amino acids)
Source: RefSeq, a predicted model, not a curated record